Messenger RNA from Oncorhynchus masou masou (cherry salmon), 6904 nucleotides. Its product is annotated as mitogen-activated protein kinase 4-like. Lineage: Eukaryota; Metazoa; Chordata; Actinopteri; Salmoniformes; Salmonidae. The coding region runs from base 884 to 2923 and encodes 679 amino acids. Gene Ontology annotation, biological process: protein phosphorylation; intracellular signal transduction. Gene Ontology annotation, molecular function: ATP binding; MAP kinase activity. The record is from RefSeq and is a predicted model, not a curated record. The transcript is spliced from 8 exons. Gene Ontology annotation, cellular component: cytoplasm; nucleus.
UAAGAGGUAAUACAACGCUCGGUGUGGGAAGUAACCUAUAGGCCGGCUUACCGAAAGAAUAAGAGGAACACUCAAUCAUUCAUGGUGCAGCUUUUGUCAGUCUGUGCUUACUGGCUGCGUAGACUACUGGCACAGAUCGGAAAGAGUGGUAGCCUAGCCUAUUCCUCUAAAUACAUUAUUUACGCAGCAGCGGAUUGCUAGGUAGGCUAAUAUCACCACAAUCACGGAUACUGGCACAGUCCCGCUGGCUGAUUCAUUAACAAAAAUGAAACAAAUAUGUUAUGUUUUACUUUAUUUUUGACAGUCAAAUAGACAAAAACACGCAUUAUUUUUCUGUGACAGGCUGCGAUGUUCACGGCGGCAUAUAUUAUUAUGAAGCAGCAGGUAUGUGAUGGUGUCCAAUAGCUGUGUCCAGUCCAGAGGGAGCCGGUGCCACGCUUCGGCUCCACAGGCACAAGGCGGCCGGCAGCUAGAUUACUAAGGGAUUACACGGUCACUCGUUAACUCAAUGCCACAAAACCGAGACUGAGUGGGAAGUCUGGGAACAUCGACCAGGGAGGGACUGAAUGGGCGGUCGGCCAACUGACUGACAGACUGCUACGGGAAGAGCAGGAUCCUCUACAAUCUCUGUGAAUGUAACUCUCAGCUAAUUUCACCAGCGGGAGUUGAGCUGGGAUCGCUCCGCUCGGAUCAGAGACCAGUGCUGAAUGUCUGCCUCUGCCAUCCAGCGCAUCUAUCUGUAGCAGGCACAGAUGGUGGGGUGUUGCUAUGACAACACUUGCCCUGAACCAGGGUGUGGAGUUGUCCCCUUACUUGCUCUACUGUCUCUGAUAUGAGACCUCAUCAUGCAAUAGCCAGUGGAACACCAGUAGUCAGCUGAGCCAUGGCAAAACAGGACUCUUCACUGUUCCUCCACGGCUUUGACCUGGGGGGACACUUCAUAGACCCCCGGCCUCUGGGCAGCGGUGCCACUGGUCUGGUUCUGUCUGCUGUGGACAAGCGCAGCGGCCAGCGGGUGGCUGUGAAGAAGCUGGUGAUGCGUGACGCGGUCAGCGUGAAGCACGCCCUGCGGGAGGUCAAGAUCACACGGCGCCUGCAGCAUGAGAAUGUGGUGCGCGUGCACGAGGUUCUGGGUCCUUACGGCCACCCGCUGCCUCGCGACCCGGCCCAGCUGAGUGCCCUGUACAUCGUCCAGGAGUGCAUGGAGACGGACCUAGCUAAGCUGCUAGAGCAGGGACCACUUCCCGGUGGGCACGCCAUUUUGCUCUUCUACCAGCUACUACGAGGCCUCAAGUUCAUCCACUCAGCCAACGUGCUGCACCGCGACCUUAAACCAGCCAACGUGUUCCUCAACACAGACCAGCUACUGCUCAAGAUCGGAGAUUUUGGCCUGGCCCGAAUCGUUGACCCACACUACUCCCAUAAGGGCUACCUGUCAGAGGGCUUGGUGACUAAAUGGUACCGGUCUCCGCGCCUGUUGCUCUCACCCAACAACUACACCAAGGCCAUCGAUAUGUGGGCAGCUGGCUGCAUCCUGGCAGAGAUGCUAACAGGCCGCAUGCUCUUUGCAGGAGCCCAUGAGCUGGAACAGAUGCAGCUGAUCCUGUAUACGGUGCCUGUGUUGAGGGAAGAGGACCAUCACGACCUCCGGCAGGUCAUCCCCUCCUACGUCAGCCACGGUUGGAGGAUCAGGAGGUCCUUCAGAGAACUACUACCUGAAGUCGAUGCAGACGCCAUAGACUUCCUGGAGCGUAUUCUGACCUUUAACCCCAUGGACCGGCUGACGGCAGAGGCGGCCCUGUCCCAUCCCUUCCUGCAGCAGUACUCGUGUCCCCAGGACGAGCCCAUGUCACCCCAGCCCUUCCGCAUAGAGGACGAGCUAGAUGAUAGCCUGGUCACGGAGCCUGGCCACAGCCACAGCCAGGCCUCUAGCUCUCACUGGGACAGAUAUGAUACCAGCCUGUCAUCAGACCUGUACUGGCAGCAGCAGGGUGGCUGUCAGUGCAUGCCUGGGGUCUCGGAGGUGGUCAACUCCAAAGAGGAGGAGGUCCAGAGAGAUCCCAGGGCAGGUUCCUUCCAUCUGUUGGAGGAGGCCCAGGUGGACCCUCGCAAGUAUUCCCACAGCAGCUCUGCCGAGCGCUUCCUGGACCACUCCCACUCCUCUCUGGUGCGGGCCUGUGGGGGCGGGGCUUAUGCUGAGCUGGACUGUGGUCGCUCCUGUGACUACAAAGUGGGCUCCCCUUCCUAUCUGGACAAGGUUGCGUGGAGGGACGGCAAGCCGCAGCACUACUCCGAGCCCAAGCUGAUCCUGGACCUGUCUCACUGGAAGAGGAAUAGCCAGCUCCCAGUGCCUGAGGGGCCUGAGCCUAGAGGGGCCAGCGUGAAGGAGCUGCCUGUCGAUGAGCCAACUUGGGACCUAUUCCAGGAGAUCUCUCGCUGGGUGGAGAGCACACAGACUCGCCUGUCCUCCGCCAGCCCACCCCAGGAACCCCUCCCACCCCAGGGACCCCUGUCCUACCCCAGCUCACCCCCGCUGCCCCCUUUUCCCACCUCUCUCCCUGCCCCACUCUUUCACAGUUGUUCGCCGGUCAUACAGCCAUCACCUGGACUGGACAAACGUCACACACUCAGCCCGCCUGCCGCGUCCCAUUCCCCUCCCUCCCUGUUGCCCUGUUCUCCCUUGUCUCCUCCACCAAUGUCACCUCUCAUUCCUUCGUCGAUUCAUGAGCCCCCGCAGACUCUUCCCUCCAGGGGGCAAGGGGGCCCGUUUGACCUAGACAUGUUCAUCUCUCGAGCGCUGAAGCUCUGUGGUCAGAGUGAGGACCUGGGGGGAAGCCCAGAUGGGGCCAAACGGGCCAACAUCAAGAGGGUACCUAGACUCCCGGAGCACCGGCCACCCCCACCUCAGACUCCCAACUCCUAAUAGGACCUAGGUCCAAGUCUACCACAGAUGGUGCUGGUAGACUGUGGGAGCGGCAUUUAAGGCUACCACAGAAAGCACAGGUAGACUGUGGGAACUGCUUUUAAGGCUACCACAGAAAGCACUUGUAGACUGUGGGAACUGCUUUUAAUGCUACCACAGAAAGCACUGGCAGACUGUGGGAGCUGCUUCCAAGGACUGUGGUAUACUUAGUAAGACUUGCCUUGUGAAAAGCACGAGUUGACUCACACCCAAAGUAAUAUGCGAGGUGCUGACUAACAGAAUAGUAAACGUAUGGAGAAACGCUCUAUAUACUGUAUACUCCCAAUGAUUACUCCCAGUGUAAAAUAGCUUUUUUUUUUUUACCCAUUAUCAUUGCGGUGUGCAACUUUUCAUAAGUUGCCUUGACACUGACCCUUCUCACUUAAAUGAAUGGUGCUGGUCCUUUGGAUCAGAGCAGGAGGUGAGGAGAGGAAAGCGAGGAUCAAGAUCCGUUAGCUACAAACAACAUUAUGAGCUUCCGAUGGGUUUGCUACUGCAUACAGUAUGUCAUUGAGGUCACUGCUGUAAAUGAAUGUAUGUUUUACAGAAUCUAACGGAAAGUAGUAAGCCUAUGUGGUAAGCCUACAUACAGUAUGUUGCCUGAAAGCAGCAACUGUACUCAUUACAAGAAUGCCUGCAAAUGAUCAACAGUUGGGUGGAAAGAGGACAUCCCAGGUAUUGCAUAGCAAAAUCGCUUAAAGACAAUGCAGCCAGCUAUAUUUGGUUAUAAUUUUGUUGAAAUUACUCUUUCAAACAUAACCCUUUAGGUUGUUUAGAUAUCUUCUAGACGUGAGUAACUAUAGAUAUUCCUGCAGCAAAUACUUAAGAAUGAUACGAAUAUCUUCCAUUGAGUGAGAAGUAUCUCCUAUAAGGAGUCUGAAUGUAUUUAUAGAUACACAUCUUAGCAUAAGAACAGUUAGCUCUGGUCUGUGGCAUUAGAGCCCCUUCUUCUACUAAGGAAUGUGUUAAUGGAGGAACGCGCACUAACAACCUGGACCAGAGUUAAAUAACAGUCAAAGGGAGAUGGUCUCUGGGACACAUAUAAUGAGGUUUUACUGUUGAACACUGCUGCUGUGAUUUCAAACAGUAUGCCUUGUACAAUUGUAUACAUUGAACUGCUGUUUCAUAAAGCAUCUUCCAGAUGCCAGUAAUGGUUUGUUCACAGUUUAAGGUUAAGUACAGCUUUUGGGGAAUUUGUGUGUGUGUGUGUGUGUGUGUGUGUGUGUGUGUGUGUGUGUGUGUGUGUGUGUGUGUGUGUGUGUGUGUGUGUGUGUGUGUGUGUGUGUGUGUGUGUGUGUGUGUUAUUAUUUAGCUGAAAAGGAGUUUUCUCACGGUAAUGCAGUAAGAUAUAUCUGUCUAGUACCUGCACACCCACGUUGUCAUCACAGGGAGGUAUACUUAGAACAGUGGCAACACGGUAGUCAGCCUAGCUGAUAUCAAGCUGAUAACAGAAAGCCUAAGGAGUAGUCAUGCACAAGGCCGUGCAGCAAAAAGGCCACACACUCAUCAAGCACUCAAAACUCUUUAGGCUGCACCCCAAACAAACAAACGGCACCCAAUUCCUUUAUAGUGCAAUACUUUUGACCGAAGCCCUAUGGACCCUGGUCAAAAGUAGUGCACUGUAAUUGGGAAUUGGGGUUUGCCAUUGGGGAAGUAGAUCUUGUCUCAUGCUUUUACCAUUGUUACUACUAUUCAAUGACAGCUACCGUUCCAAAAUGGUUGGAUUUCAUAAUGAUAUACUCUCGAGUCAUGAGAAAUGUAUUAUUGCACAAUAUCACAUGACAUUGUAAAGGGGACAUAAUGCGCUAACAUAGUUUGCACCCUGCAAUUCUCAGAAUUGACUAUCUUCAGAGCAGAGCAAAGUUUUAAUAACAAAAGCACAUCAGAUAGACAUUGCCAGGGACCAGGUUCUUAAAAGCCAAUUAGGCUUCAUGUGCAAUGAUAGAUGUAAUCUGGGCCAGUCCAUGACAUUUUACUGGUAAAAUAACAGUCAGCAAUAAUAUCAGUACCAGUCAAAAGUUUGGAUACACCUACUCAUUGCAGGGUUUUUAAUUUAUUUUUUAAAUAUUUUCUGCAUUAUAGAAUAAUAGUGAGGACUUCAACACUAUGAAAUAACACAUAUGGAAUCAGGUAGAAACCAAAAAGGUGUUAAACAAAUAAAUAUUCAUUUUAAAUUUGAGAUUGUUCAAAGUAGACACCCUUUGCCUUGAUGACAGCUUUGCACAUUCUUGGCAUUCUCUCAACCAGCUUCAUGAGGUAGUUACCUGGAAAGCAUUUCAAUUAACAGGUGUGCCUUGCGGAAAGUUAAUUUGUGGAUUUUUUUCCCUUCUUAAUGCAUUUGAGCCAAUCAGUUGUGUUGUGACAAGAUAGGGUUGGUAUACAGAAGAUAGCCCUAUUUGGUAAUAUACCAAUUUCAUAUUAUGGCAAGAAUUGCUCAAAUAAGCAAAGAGAAAUGACAGUCCAACAUUACUUUAAGAAAUAAAGCUCAGUCAAUCCGGAACAUUUCAAGAACUUUGAAAGUUUCUUCAAGUGCAGUGGCAAAAACCAUCAAGCGCUAUGAUGAAACUGGCUCUCAUGAGGACCGCCACAGGAAAGGAAGACCCAGAGAGAGUUACCUCUGCUGCAGAGGAUAAGUUCAUUAGAGUUACCAGCCACAGAAAUUGCAGCUCAAAUAAAUGAUUCACAGAGUUCAAGUAACAGACACAUCUCAACAUCUACUGUUCAGAGGAGACUGCGUGAAUCAGGCCUCCAUGGUCGAAUUGCUGCAAAGAAACCACUUCUAAAGGAAACCAAUAAUAAGAAGGGACUUACUUGGGCCAAGAAACACAAGCAAUGGACAUUAGACCGGUGGAAAUCUGUCCUUUGGUUUGAUGAAUCCAAAUUUGAGAUUUUUGGUUCCAACCGCCGUAUCUUUGUGAGAUGCAGAGUAGGUUAACAGAUGAUCUCCGCAUGUGUGGUUCCCACCGUGAAUCAUGGAGGAGGAGGUGCGAUGGUGUGGGGGUGCUUUGCUGGUGACAUUGUCAGUGAUUUAUUUAGAAUUCAAGGCACAGUUAACCAGCAUGGCUACCACAGCAUUCUGCAGCAAUACGCCAUUCCAUCUGGUUUGAACUUAGUGGGACUAUCAUUUGUUUUUCAACAGGUCAAUGACUCAACACACCUCCAGGCUGUGUAAGGGCUAUUUGACCAAAGAGAGUGAUGGAGUGCUGCAUCAGAUGACCUGGCCUCCACAAUCACCCGACCUCAACCCAAUUGAGAUGGUUUGGGAUAAGUUGGACCGCAGAGUGAAGGAAAAGCAGCCAACAAGUGAUCAGUAUAUUUGGGAACUCCUUCAAAACUGUUGGAAAAUCAUUCCAGGCGAAGCUGGUUGAGAGAAUGCCAAGAGUGUGCAAAGCUGUCAUCAAGGCAAAGGGUGGCUACUUUGAAUAAUAUAAAAUAUAUUUUUUUAUUUGUUUAGCACUUUUUUGGUUACUACAUGAUUCUAUAUGUGUUAUUUCAUAGUUUUUAUGUUUUCAAUGUUAUUCUAUAAUGUAGAAAAUAGUAAAAAAUAAUGAAAAACCCUUGGUUGAGUAGGUGUGUCCAAACCUUUGACUAUUACUGUACAUAGUUAGAUCCAAUAUGCUUGUUGUGACAGAAUAUGUCCCUUUUAGUCUGAGUCGGUUCAUGAAUGUGCCUCAGAAUAGGCCUAGAGCUCAAUGGUUCCAGCUCGCUGAAUGUAAUAGUUUUGCAUGGCUUGGUCCUUGAUUAAACUGUCAAAUGAUUUUUAACUACAUGACUUUAAUAAUGUGAAACUGUGGACAAUCUUUACUUGAGGGUGUCCUGCUUGUAUCACGUAUGGUGGAAGCGGCAGUUUUCACAGCUGAAGUCAAUUUACUCUUAUCACUUUUGUAGUUCCUCUUUAGAUGAUGAACAGACAAAUAAAAGUUGACUGAACAUUUUUUUUAA